This is a messenger RNA of Rosa chinensis, 4138 nucleotides long. RefSeq names its product ABC transporter B family member 11. Gene Ontology annotation, molecular function: ATP binding; ABC-type transporter activity; ATP hydrolysis activity. Gene Ontology annotation, cellular component: membrane. The record is from RefSeq and is a predicted model, not a curated record. NCBI's taxonomy places the organism in Eukaryota, Viridiplantae, Streptophyta, Magnoliopsida, Rosales, Rosaceae. The transcript has 14 exons. Gene Ontology annotation, biological process: transmembrane transport. Bases 132 to 4004 code for a protein of 1290 amino acids.
GGGAUUAGCUACACCAUCUUCAUCAACCAAUAUCCGGGAAAAGUGCUCUGAUCUUAUUAUGCAACUUCUCUUAGUUGCUCGACUGUGUUCAAGUACAUAUAGCAAGUAGUAGUGCUAUUACUGUCGAAAACAUGGCUGAUGAUCACAAAAAACAGUUGGAUGGAGAUUUUGCCACAGAGCCAGCAGAAACAGCAUCAGCAAACGCAGUAGAAUUCAAAAACAACCAAGAAAAUACUUCUGGCAAUAAGAGCAAGGAGGAAGCAACCAAUACAGUACCAUACUACAAGCUUUUCUCAUUUGCUGAUUCCAUGGAUUGCCUGUUAAUGUCUGUUGGUAUGAUCGGCGCAAUUGGAAAUGGACUAUGUCUGCCUCUAAUGACCGUGAUCAUGGGAGAAGUGAUUAACUCCUUUGGAGAAACUACGAAUACCAAAAAUGUGGUUAGUUUAGUUUCCCAGGUAGCACUAAAGUUCGUUUACUUGGCUGUAGGGGCUGCUGCUGCUGCAUUUUCACAGAUGUCUUGCUGGAUGAUCACCGGAGAGAGACAGGCUGCACGAAUAAGAUGUUUAUACCUGAAAACAAUACUGAGGCAAGAUGUUGGUUUUUUUGAUAAAGAAGCUAAUACUGGGGAAAUUGUUGGGAGAAUGUCAGGUGAUACUGUGCUCAUUCAAGAGGCCAUGGGGGAGAAAGUAGGAACUUUUAUCCAGUUAGUUGCAACAUUUAUAGGAGGUUUUGUUAUAGCAUUUGCCAAGGGAUGGCAUCUCACCGUUGUCAUGAUCACCUCUAUUCCCCCUAUUAUCUUGUCUGGUGCUGUCAUGAGCCUCACUAUAAGGAAGUUGGCAUCCCGCGGACAAGCUGCUUAUUCAGUUGGAGCAACUGUGGUAGAGCAGACAAUUGGUUCAAUCAGAACUGUUGCGUCAUUUACGAGGGAGAAUCAAGCUAUAACUAAGUACAACAACUCCUUAGCUAAAGCUUACAAGUCUGGUGUGCAAGAGGGUUUAGCAUCAGGAGUGGGUCUUGGUACGGUUAUUCUUACUUUAUUCUGCAGUUAUGCAUUGGCUAUAUGGUAUGGUGGCAAAAUGAUACUUGAAAAGGGGUACAAUGCAGGAGACGUCAUCAAUGUGAUUUUUGCUGUAUUCACUGGUUCUUUCUCCCUCGGGCAAGCAUCUCCAUGCGUGAGUGCAUUUUCUGCAGGACAAGCUGCAGCUUAUAAGAUGUUUGUGACAAUCAACAGAAAGCCAGAUAUAGAUGUGUAUGACACCAGAGGACUAAAAUCACAAGAGAUCCGCGGAGACAUUGAACUGAGGGAUGUUUAUUUUAGUUAUCCUGCAAGACCGGAUGAGCAAAUAUUCCUCGGAUUUUCUCUCUCGAUACCUAGUGGUGCAACUGUUGCUUUGGUUGGACAAAGCGGAAGUGGUAAAUCAACUGUCAUCAGUUUGAUUGAGAGAUUUUAUGAUCCCCAGGCUGGUGAAGUUCUUAUUGAUGGGAACAAUCUAAAAGAGUUUCAACUGAAAUGGAUCAGACAGAAAAUAGGCCUUGUAAGUCAGGAACCUGUUUUGUUUAGUGGUAGCAUUAAAGAUAAUAUUGGCUAUGGAAAGGAUGAUGCAACAACUAAAGAAAUGAGGGCUGCUGCUGAGCUGGCCAAUGCUGCAAAAUUCAUAGACAAACUACCUCAGGGACUAGAUACAAUGGUUGGUGAACAUGGAACUCAGCUAUCUGGGGGCCAAAAGCAGAGAAUUGCCAUAGCAAGAGCAAUUCUGAAGAACCCAAGAAUUCUGCUUUUGGAUGAAGCAACAAGCGCUCUUGAUGUAGAAUCUGAGAGAGUUGUUCAAGAGGCAUUGGACAGAAUUAUGGUUAACAGGACUACUGUCAUUGUAGCCCAUCGCUUGAGCACAGUGAGGACUGCUGAUACAAUUGCAGUAAUACAUCGCGGAAAAAUUGUUGAAAAAGGACCACAUACUGAGCUGGUUAAGGAUCCUGAUGGUGCAUAUAGCCAACUUAUAAGAUUGCAAGAAAUUAGCAAUGUGUCAGAACAUGAUGCUCAAAAUGAUCAUGAAAGGCCAGAAAUUUCCUCAAGUUUUCGGAAACUUUCUUCCUUUAGAUCCAUAAGUCUGGGGUCAUCAGAAAUAGGAAAUAGUAGUCGCCGUAGUCACUCAUUUUCAAUCUCACAUGGUGCUCCUACUGUAACCGGUGUCUUUGAAAUAGCUCCUGCAGAACCUGACAUUCUAUCUGCAUCGAUAGAAGUGCAUCCGGAAGUCUCACUUAGCCGCCUGGCUUAUCUGAACAAGACAGAAAUCCCAGUACUACUUCUAGGUUCUAUAGCUGCAGCAAUCUGUGGCGUAAUCUUGCCUAUUUUUGGGGUGCUAAUAUCUAGCGUAAUCAAGACCUUCUUUGAUCCACCUCAUCAGCUCCGAAAGGACUCAAAACUUUGGGCGUUAAUUUUUGUUGUUAUUGGAGUGGUGGCUCUCUUGGCGCAUCCAGUGAGAGCAUACUUCUUUGCUGUGGCAGGGUGUAAGUUAAUAAGACGAAUCCGAUCACUAUGCUUUGAGAAGGUCAUUUAUAUGGAAGCAAGUUGGUUUGAUGAAGCCGAGCACUCGAGUGGUGCACUUGGUGCAAGGCUUUCAGGAAAUGCAGCUUCUCUGCGAGGGUUGGUUGGAGAUGCUCUCAGUUUGGCUGUUAUGCAUGCAUCAACUACAAUUGCUGGCUUGGUUAUUGCUUUUUUGGCAAACUGGCAACUUGCUUUUAUUAUUCUUCUUAUGCUGCCUCUACUAGGAAUAAGUGGAUAUUUUCAAAUCGAGGUCCUGAAAGGAUUAAGCUCAAAUGCAAAGAAAAUGUAUGAAGAUGCAAGCCAAGUAGCCACCGAUGCUGUGGGGAGUAUUAGAACAAUUGCUUCCUUUUGUGCUGAGGAAAAGAUUAUUAAGUUGUACCAGACAAAAUGUGAAGGUCCUAUCAAGGCAGGGAUAAGACAAGGUAUAGUUAGUGGAAUAGGCUUUGGGCUAUCACUCUUCUUGCUCUUUUCUGUAUAUGCAUGCAGUUUCUAUGCAGGGGCACAACUUGUUGGAGCAGGCAAGACGACAUUCCCAGAUGUUUUUCGGGUUUUCUUUGCCCUCACUAUGACAGCUGUGGCACUGUCUCAACAGGGUUCCUUAGCCCCUGAUGCAAGCAAAGGAAAGAGCUCUGCUGCUUCAAUAUUUGCAAUUCUUGACCGGAAAUCAAAAAUAGAUGCUAGUGAUAACUCCGGAACAACUAUAGAAAAUUUGAAGGGAGAAAUUGAAUUUUGGCAUGUUAGUUUCAAGUAUCCAAAUAGACCUAAUGUACCAAUAUUCCAGGAUCUGUGCUUGACCAUUCACUAUGGGCAGACAGUUGCUCUGGUUGGAGAAAGCGGAAGUGGGAAAUCAACAGUGAUCUCAUUGCUGCAGAGAUUUUAUGAUCCUGAUUCAGGUCACAUUACAUUAGAUGGUACUGAAAUGCAAACAUUACAGCUGAAGUGGUUGAGGCAGCAGAUGGGGCUGGUGAGCCAGGAGCCUCUACUUUUUAAUGACACUAUCAGAGCCAACAUUGCAUAUGGAAAGGAAGGGAGUGCAACCGAGGCUGAAAUUAUAGCUGCAGCAGAAUUGGCAAAUGCUCACAAGUUCAUUAGUAGUUUACAACAUGGCUAUGAUACAAUAGUAGGUGAGCGAGGGGUCCAACUCUCAGGUGGACAGAAGCAAAGGGUAGCUAUUGCAAGAGCUAUAAUGAAGGCACCAAAGAUAUUGCUACUAGAUGAAGCCACCAGUGCUCUUGAUGCUGAAUCCGAAAGAGUGGUUCAAGAUGCACUGGAUCGAGUUAUGGUGGAUCGAACUACAGUGGUGGUUGCCCAUCAGCUAUCCACAAUUAAGGGUGCAGAUUUAAUAGCAGUGGUGAAAAAUGGAGUCAUUACAGAGAAAGGAAAGCAUGAAACUCUGAUCGGUAUCAAGGGUGGAACUUAUGCUUCUUUGGUAGCACUACAUGCAAGUGCCUCAUCUUAGAGAGCUUUAUGUUCUGUCUGUAAAUCAAAUUCUAUAAUGUGUUGUAUGAACUUAUGUUAUCUUUUUGGUCAUUACAAAGUUUAUUCUAAUUCCUAGUGUUAUACAUUGCUUCAAGUACUUGUGCUGAAUGGAUC